Messenger RNA from Caenorhabditis auriculariae, 1118 nucleotides. Lineage: Eukaryota; Metazoa; Nematoda; Chromadorea; Rhabditida; Rhabditidae. The record is from the annotation of a GenBank genome assembly.
AUGAUGGGACCCCCGCGGAAAAUGCCGUCACGGCCUUCGGCGUCUAGGAUUAGUUAUGACAAGGCCGAGCGGAGCUCUAGCGCACCGCCUAGUUAGUUCUUCUGACUGCAUAAAGCUUUUCUAUCUUACUUGACGACUUGACAUAGCUAAUCAGUCAAAACAUUGUGAUUCGAAUAAUGCAAUCGACUUGCUUUUUUUAAUUUUGAAAUUAUUGCAGGAAGCUUUCUACGAACUUGUUCUGAUCAGACCAUGGAAAUUCGACGGAAACUUGAAGUGCAGUUUGAUAUCUAAAUAAUUAUUUUUCAAUCAUUUUCUUUUAGAACGUCUGGAUCAUACGAUCGAAAAAUGGGAACGUAUUGGAAAAAGAAUCUCUCGACUACUACUGGAACGUCAGGUUUCGAAGGUUUCAUUUUCGAAAAAUCUUAUAAUGAGGAAAAAGAAGGCUUAGCGUGUACAAAUUUCAUCGCGAUUGCGAUAAAUAAUCGAUUAUGAUUCGAAGCCGCAGACACUUUUGCUGCGGAAAAAUAAUUUAACUCUACGAGCAGCUCUUUUGAUACAACCUUUUUUUAUCCUCUUUUCCGGUGGUAUGUUACGUAUGUAAAAAAGCCAGCGAACUUUUGAACGGCGACUUUUCCGAUUUUUUUGUGUAUCGCUAGGGAGUUCCGACGGCCACCUUUCCGCCGAAUCCCUUUCCGACUUUUUCCCUCAUAUUUUUCGGUUUAUAAAACAUCUAUUAGCAUUUUUUUCAUAUUUCUUUGUGUUUUAAAAAUGAAAAACUCACCUACUUUAUAUGAGAAGAUUUAAAAUGAGGUUUUUAUCGAGAAAAAGUCGGGAAAAAGUUCGUCGUAAAAGUGGCCGUCGGAAAGUUCUCUAGCGAUAUGAAAAAAUCGGAAAAAUCGUCGUUCGAAUUUUCGGUAGUCUUUUUUCAUACCACCUCUUUUUCCGCAUUUGAAAGUCUUUCAUCUUUGAAAAUUUCAGUUGAUCGCGAUGAAAAUAAAUGCGCCUUCCUUGACCGAAUUCGCGGCAACUUCUUCAGACGAUGCCGGACGGAGUUAGAUCAACUACGAGGCCGGCUAAACAAUGCCAGGUACCAGUCCAAUGCUCUUAAAAGCAGCUGA